Messenger RNA from Aspergillus alliaceus, 1345 nucleotides. RefSeq names its product isopenicillin N synthase family dioxygenase. Gene Ontology annotation, molecular function: dioxygenase activity. Bases 82 to 1149 code for a protein of 355 amino acids. The transcript is spliced from 6 exons. NCBI's taxonomy places the organism in Eukaryota, Fungi, Ascomycota, Eurotiomycetes, Eurotiales, Aspergillaceae. The record is from RefSeq and is a predicted model, not a curated record.
UCUCUCCCCACACCCAGUAUACCCUGCGUAAAUGACCUUCCUGACUCACAAAGCAACCGUAAUAAUAUCUCACUAUCAGCUAUGGACCAACUUGACUGGUCGGGGACCUCGCCCGAAGCAGAUUUCAACAAUAUCCCCAUAAUCGACGUAUCCGCUCUACGAAGCUCGGAUCUAGAGAAACGCCAACACCUAGCGACACGCAUAUAUGAAGCCUGUACAGAAGUCGGAUUCUUCUAUAUAAAGGAUCACGGAAUCCCUGAAGAGCUCAUCAGCGCCCUUCAUACUGCAGCGCACCAAUUCUUCGCUCUCCCCAUGGACCAGAAAAUGGACGUUUACGUUGGAAAGUCAACGAAAUACCGCGGCUUCAUGCCCCUAUACGCAGAACAAACCCCAACCGGGGACCCAACCGACGCAACUGAGCAAGGCGCAACAGGCGCACUUUCCGAAUCAUUCGACAUUGGGUACGAGAUCUCAGCUGAUCCACUACGGGCCGCGGGUGAUGUGCUUCCCCCGGAUAUAUAUGAUUUGUAUGGAGAUAACCUGUGGCCGAGUGAUGCGGUCCUUCCCGGAUUUAGAGUUACGUAUUUACGGUAUUGCGCGGAAGCGUUGACGCUUUGUCGGAUGCUUAUGAGGAGCUUUGCGCUUGCGCUUAGUCUGGAUGAGCAUUUCUUCGACGAUAGCGUGAAUUAUCCGGGAGUGACUUCGCGUAUGUUGCAUUAUCCGCCUCAGCCUGUUGAGGGGAAGGUUAUCGACGGACUUGGGGCUCAUACGGACUAUGAAUGUUUUACGAUUUUAUCUCAGGAUAAUGUGCCGGCUUUGCAAGUUCGCAAUGCGUGUGGUGAAUGGAUGCUGGCGCCACCUAUUCCAGGGACGUUGGUUGUGAAUAUUGCGGAUUGUUUGUCCAUGUGGACGAACAAGAAGUUUAAAUCAACUGUCCACCGAGUUACUAACUUGACUGGUCAAGAACGGUAUUCGAUACCGUUCUUUUUUGGUGUAGAUUAUGAUACUACGGUGUCAGUUCUGCCGAACUGUGUUUCUGCAGAUAGGUCUGAGUGCACGAAACCAUUCAAAGCGGGCGAAUUUGUGCGAGCGCAACUGGCAAAGACUUAUGUUGGGUACGGCCAGGAGCCUCCUGCGAACGACUACUGAGGGGUUGGUGUUUUCAAAUUGCGGUUAUGGUUGAUUUAAUGCUAGCAUCUUAAAGUCACGAUCGGCAAUAAGACAGCCUCCUGUGCUGUGAACCGGCUCCAUCGAGGUAUUUUGGAGGGGAGAUGCGAAAGUGGGACGAUGAAGGUAAAGAGAGAGGCACUUCAGCGGCAAUAAGAGGCAUUGUAGCAUCAGUUCC